UGCAGGGCACGUUGACGGGCACCAGCGCGUGGCGCAAUACCAAGUCGUCGGUGGUGCAGCUAGCGCAGGCGAUGGGCACGUCGUAGAUCACCGCCAGACCUUGGCGGAGGGCUUCGGCAGCGACGCAAAGAAGGCGCAGCUGCCGUCGUCGAGCGUCUUGCCGACGACAUCUUCACCCUCCCUUCGCCGUCUCGACACACACACUCUCUCUCUUCCCCUCGCCCACUCUCUCUCGUUCUCAUUCUCGUCUUUGUCUUCGGCUUCUCCGUCUUCUUCGUUCCUAUCCUCCCUUCGUUCCAUGUAACACUGCGUUCCUGAUUCCAGGUACACGCCGGCCAUUCUUUUGACUUAGCAGUUCCCCUCGCUUCGACUCCAGGAAGUAUCACGCUUCCGUCCACUCUUUUGUAUCCUUUCCCGAGUCUGCUACAGUUGUGUACGCCACGCGGUCAAAGUCAAACACAAGUCACGCCGAACUGAGCCGGUACUGCUUCACUUGUUCUGCGCCAGCACAGCCUAAAAGUGAGGCCAACUUCGCUCACUACCGUCGCAACAAACACUGCUCGCGUCUCGGACACGCUCGUGACCCACGCUAGUGAGUCCUGACGUCUCCGACUGCUUUUCAGGCCCGUCCAAAGCAUUGCUAGACCGACACCAUUACCUUCUACCCUUCAAAGCUCUCCAAAUUCCCGUGCUCGUCGUGCAUCGGCUGUCUGUACCUUUCGCGUUCCACGCUUGCCAGCUGCUGCGGCGUCUGCGUUUUCAUCAAAGGGCUGACCCCAGCCUUUGGAAGUCUCUAGGACUUUGGUAAGUGAUAUCCGCGCGAAAAGUUCCCAAGCAUCCCGGAUCCAGGACCCAGGACCCGAGCGAGAUAGAGCAGAGCAGCUACAUUGAGCGACAAUCGUCAAAGGCAAUCCAACAUGAGACUCUUUACUACUACAAUGGUGGCUGUCAGUGGCGCGUGGUGCGCUACCGCUCACAACCACGCGCGCCACCACGUCCGCCGUGCACCCUCAUCGCAUCUUGUCGAAAAGGACGUCGUUGUGGAAAUGGUGCAUGUGAAUCUCGUCGAAUGCUGGUUGGAUGGCCAUGUUAUCCAACAAGAUGAGUGCGCCGCCGGUGUUCGCAACGGUUCCUUGGAGUUCGUCGACGGUAACAAGAUUCUGCCACUCCCAAGCACCUUCACCACGUACUAUGUUAGUUCCACGUCAGAGGUUGCUUCCCAGUCCACUGAAAGCCUGCAAUCUACCAGUGUCCAGUGGUCGGCCCCAGCACCAAGUUCCACGUCUGCAACACCAACCAUACAAGCUUCCGACGCAGGUUACGGCCACGGCAAUUGGAACUCCAACGGCCUUCUCGCCAAUGUCGACAAGGAAUUCCCCGAUGGGCAGAUCGACUGUAGUCACUUUCCAAGCGACUAUGGAGCCAUGCCUCUGGACUGGCUCAACAUAGGUGGCUGGGCCAGUGUCCAGAAGCCGGAACAGGAUCUGGCCAACGGCUACAACGACAUCUUGAGCAUGACUAGCAACGAAUGCCCGAAUGGUAACUGCUGCGUCGAAGGGUCCUUCUGCUCCUAUGCUUGCCCAGAUGGCUACUUGAAGUAUCAGUGGCCGUCAAAGCAGGGUGCAACUGGCCAGUCUAUCGGCGGUCUCCUGUGCCAGAAUGGCAAGCUUCACCUCACCAACCCCGCCUACAAGACACUCUGCGCCAAAGGUAGCCAGAAUAUCAAGGUCACCGUCAAGAACAUGCUCUCGCAAAAUGUAGCCAUAUGCCGCACGAAUUAUCCAGGCGACGAGAAGAUGUCGAUCCCGGUCAAUGUCAAUCCAGGGGAGACGCAAGAGCUUGCCUGUCCCGACAGCUCCACGUACUACAAGUGGGAGAACAAAGGUACCUCUGCUCAGUACUACAUUAACAUGCCAGGAUACUCUGUCGAGAAGGCAUGCGUCUGGGGAGACUACGGCGAUGAUUUCGGCAACUGGGCUCCGGGAAACCUCGGUGUUGGGUGGUCUAAUGGCCUUGCUUGGCUGUCGAUCCAGGCGAACCACCCAACUCAGAUGCAGGUUACGUUGCCAUACACUAUCGAGAUUAUCGGAGGCAACACCAAAUGCAGGUAUCAGAACGGCCAGUACUGUGGCGGUGAUAACUACAGCCAAUGCUCCACUGAGGGCUGUACCGUCUCUGCGACUGGCGGCGAGGUGACAUACGUCCUCUCUUGACUUGCACCCUGUGUCGGCAGCAAAAAUUUUCUCCCUCUUCGUGAGACUUCAUUGCUGCGUCAUUUACGUCGAUUGAUAAUCUGCAGAAAGUUCAACGGCAUUCUUUUCUUCAUGGCGGCAUAGAUAUCCAUGCUUUUAAUAUUUGGCUUUUUUCACAUUGUGCUCCAGCGAGAGGGCAUCUUUAUCUUGAAACAAGGGAGAUUUGUAGAGACGAAGAAUAUGCGUAGGUGGAAGGGCGGCGCUGUACCGUAUGACCACGCUGCAGCUUGCUGCGGACUUGGAAAGUUUGGCGCCUGCGACAGCUUCCCACAUGACAAUGUAUUUCGUCCGAACAGAUGGCUUGAUGUAUUUGUAUUCUGAAGGGAGGGAAGACAACGAACGACAUUUUGCGCUUCGCGGGCCCCUUAUUCACCUGUCGAUGACAGUCUUCGGCUGAAAGUGCGUAAACGCGUCAAAAAUGUCAGGUCUGUGAGGUUGUGACCUUCACCCAUCAACAAAGUUAUGUAUACUAAAUGGCUCUGCGACGAAAAUCAAAGCGAGAUACGUAAAUGAAUGAAAGGCAAGUUUUC
Molecule: messenger RNA, 2782 nt
Organism: Verruconis gallopava
Lineage: Eukaryota; Fungi; Ascomycota; Dothideomycetes; Venturiales; Sympoventuriaceae
Exons: 2
Coding region: 918-2213 (431 amino acids)
Biological process (GO): fungal-type cell wall organization
Cellular component (GO): cell surface; fungal-type cell wall
Source: RefSeq, a predicted model, not a curated record